AUGAACAAUCCAAAGGGUAAUGGAAUCCUUUUGGGUAAUGGAAUCCUUUUGGGUAAUGGACUCGGUCGAGCUAGGCAGACUCGACCGAUUGGUCUAGGAGAUGCUCAAACCGCCAUCAACAACAGAGGCAAGGAAUUGUCCCACCACUUAUGCCAUCAAAGACUCUUCCCUAUGUCUCUCGCUGACAAAGCUCACCAAUGGGAGAAGAGCCUACCACAUGGUACCAUCACCACUUGGAAUGAAUGCAAGAAGACAUUUCUUGCUAAGUUCUUUUCAACCGGUCGCACCGCUAAGCUAAGGAGUGAGAUAUCAGGCUUCACUCAGAGGAACAAUGAGACUUUUGCUGAGGCUUAG
This is a messenger RNA of Microthlaspi erraticum, 354 nucleotides long. NCBI's taxonomy places the organism in Eukaryota, Viridiplantae, Streptophyta, Magnoliopsida, Brassicales, Brassicaceae. The record is from the annotation of a GenBank genome assembly.